Messenger RNA from Symbiodinium sp. CCMP2456, 4740 nucleotides. NCBI's taxonomy places the organism in Eukaryota, Dinophyceae, Suessiales, Symbiodiniaceae. The record is from the annotation of a GenBank genome assembly.
AUGGCCGAAGCAAAGCGCAACGUGGCCGAGGGCACGGACAGGGUGAAGAAGGGCUUGCCGGCCAUGCUCAAAGGCGGCGUCAUCAUGGAUGUCAUGAACAAGGAGCAGGCCAAGAUCGCAGAGGAGGCCGGCGCGUGUGCCGUUAUGGCCCUGGAGCGAAUCCCCGCGGACAUUCGCCAAAGCAAGGGCGUGGCUCGGAUGUCGGAUCCCAAGAUGAUCAAGGAGAUCGUCAAUUCAGUGUCGAUCCCGGUGAUGGCCAAGUGCAGGAUUGGCCACUUUGUGGAGUCGCAGGUCCUGCAGCAGAUCGGUGUUGACUGCAUCGACGAGAGCGAAGUCUUGACCGUCGCAGAUGAGGGCAACCACGUCAACAAGACCAAGUUCAAGGUUCCUUUCGUGUGCGGCUGCCGCAACCUUGGCGAGGCCUUGCGCCGCGUCGCCGAGGGGGCCAGCAUGAUCCGCACGAAGGGCGAGGUCCAUUUUGGCUCAAGCCGUGAGCGGUUCAAGGCCCCGAGGAGAUCCACACCGCUGACGGAGCACACCGCUUUUGCAGGGGAGCUUGUUGUGCAACGCAGCACGACGGUGACCGCUGCUGUCAGGGACCUUAGGGACAUUGUCACCUGCUACCUGACUGCACUCGGCGACCCUACAGGACCUGUACGUCUAAGGCGACCCGCCCCUCGAACCCUACGCUGGGAGAUUGCAGGGACCCUCUUGAAGAUCGUGACUUGGGCAUCGACGCCAAGAAUGCAUUCCAUGCCCUAUGGAUCCGGGGGACCCGUUGAUGUCAAUAUGGUCUUGGAGCCCCAGUCCCCAGGAGCAUCCACAGUCGCCACCGCAACAACGGGGGCAGAGGGACGAGACCUGCUGGACAUGUCACCAGCCAAGAAGGGACGCACUGAAGCGCAGCCACCACAGGGGAUCACGAUGGAAGCCCUUCGCGACCUCUUCCGCGGAGAACUCUCCAUAGCCGUGGGACAGGUCAACAGCCGGGUCGGAGCCUUAGAACAGACAGUGCAGACCCAACUCGCGGAGCACACACUCAAACUGUGCGAUAUCACCACCGAAGUGGAAGGACACAAGACUAAGAUGGACCAGGUGCAAGACAAGCUGGAGACCUUGGAGACCCGCCUUGCAAAGCUCGAGAAUGGUGAACCCAGUGGAGGAGAACAAACCAAAGGCAGGGCACCAGCCAUGAUCAUGGGCGGCUUCCACCCUGAAACAGAAGCCAGCAAAGUGAUCGAUCAGGCAACCAAGCUGGUGGAAACCCUUCGCGUGGACUUAGACGUUCAGGACGCUUUCGUGCCCGGACUACGCAGGGGGUACUGCAUCAUCCCCUUGCACAAGAAAGGAGGCGAGACCGAGGACCAGCAGCGCACCCGAGUGCAGGCGUGCAUUCGACAAGUCAGGAACGCCAAUGUGACGGUGGGCACCCGCCCCGAUGGAGCACCCGCCAAGCUCUUCCUCAACAUCUCGCAGCCGCCGGAGAAGCGCAGGAAGGUCCAGGUGGCAGCAAAGUGCAAGCGACUACUCAUGGAACUCGGAGCCACCACACAAGACGUAGACACGGAGUACUCGACAGGACAAGUGUGGUACAAAAGUGUCAGAGUGGCCUCGGCAAUCAACGCCGGGGCACCCGCAGGUUCCAGCACGACGGGGUCCCAAGGAUGGAUCGACCUCCAGACGAUCGCGGACAAGAUUCAGUCGGACCUGGGCACGGUCAAAACGCACUGGCAGCAACUGGCCAGGAUGACGCCACCUAAGGUGAUGGAAUUCCUCAAAGCAUUUGAAGGGCACAAAACCUCGACGCCCGGCAUGCCGCCGCUAUCCAAACUGAUUGUGGUCAUCCUCCAGGAAAUAAUCGUGGAGGUGGGCAUCUUCUUUGAGGACGAUGGCCAUUGGACCCUGGUUUGCGGCAAAAAGGCAGGAGAGUGGAGGGGCACAGCAAUAGCCUUUCGCAGCUCGUUCGCACACCACAGCGCAACCAUUCACCCUAAAGGCAGCUCAGUGGUACUCAGCAAGGACAAAACCACCUUCGGGAUCAUUUGCAUUCACGUGCCACACCAUGCCACCGUCGACGAGACCUCGACCAUCCUUGCAGACUUCGACACUUGCCCGGCAAUGCGACAACACAGAACCAUCGUUGGCAUGGAUUCGAACGAGGUCUUCUCACAUUCGGAGAGCGCGCCCGCUUUCCCGAAGGGGCACACAGGCAGAGGGGAAACUAUCCUGGCAUGGCUGUCGGACGGCGACUUCAGGUUCCCCGAGCAACAGCUGCACCUGCCCUCACAUUUCCCUUACUCAGGACAAAACCCUCGGCGCCUCGACUACUUGGUUUGCAGAGGCAUCCACCUGGGAGGAGGACACGUCGGGGACCACCGAGACAGGGCGCAUUCAGACCAUGAACCCAUCAUUGGGAACCUCCCCGUUCGAGUUGAGCAGAAACAAUUUCACAAAGUGUGGGGCCCUCGACACCUUCGACACGACUUUGAGGACACGCUGAGCCAGGGGCACUUCCUACACGGAGAUGCACACCAUCAACUGGCGGCCGUCUGCAAAGCCAUGACCAACCCAGGUAGAGCCAUGGACAAGUUCGACGAGACCAAGAAGCUCAAACAACUCAGGCGGGAAGCACAGCGCACGCCGCCAGGACCCGCCAGAAGGACAGCAUGGAAAGAGGUCCAAUCCAUGCACAGACAGGAGAAAAAGCAGUGGCACACCAAACUCAACGAAGCCGCCAGCAAGCAGGAUUGGCGGUCGUAUCGGGCGCAAAAGCACCUCCUGCGUACCCGAGAGUGGGAGCACUACCUGCUGGACGACGCCAACUGGCAAGGCACCCUCAAGCACCACUUCGAGGACAUCUUCUAUAAGGAGGACCCGACGCAAGUAGCUCUGCAGAUCACGGAGAUGAAGCGCGAACUGGCGCAUCUUUGCAAGCAAACUCCGUGGCACCCCUUCACACAAGAGGAGCUUCAGGUGACAGAAGGGCGCUGGCCGCGCCGAAAGGCGGCGGGACCCGACGGGAUCAUCCACGAGGCACUCAGCCGGCUACUGCGAGAUGAAACUUGGAUGCACAGGAUCGUCUAUCUCAUCAACGACAUCUUCUACAGGGGCACCCUCCCAGAGCUGCUGGAGAAGGGCGUCACCGUCCUUUUACCCAAGACUGCGACUCCGGAGGGAUGGCCAGACACCCGCCCCGUUACCAUCUCGUCGGCGAUUCUCAAAUGGAUCGCACAACUGGUCCUGCGCCGCACACAACACCUCUUCAGACCGGUCUGCACACUGCAGUGGUGUGCCAAAGGCCGCCAGUCAGUAGAAAUGCUACUGGCGAUACGCAAAAUAGCGCGGAUGGCGCGGGGCUGGGGGGGACAAUUCUUUAUCAUCAAGAUCGAUGUGAGGAAGGCGUUUGACAGGGCACCCGUGGGAAGCACGCAUAUGGCUGGCACUGCUACAUGCCUCCCGGAUGGACAUCCAGUUCGGCACCUCCCAGAGAACCUCGUCGAAGACCUCUCCGCUGUGGCCCAGCUCUGCGAAGCCGCCUCGGCGGCACACGAGGAGGCAUGGGGCACACACAACGAGGACGAGGAGAACCUGCGAAGAGCAGCUGCAUACUGCUCGCCACAAGACAAGAGGCGCCGACACGAAGCAGAUGUCAUCGCCCAUGGAGGAGGACCCAGCACGCAGCCAGACCACGACACUGCAGACCAACAACCGGAGAGGCCACUGAAGGCCUUGGCGAAGCUUCGUCGCCUGGCACCCUUCCUCCACGGACAGCUACACGAGUGGGCACAACAGGCGAUAGGGGAACUCACCCAGUGGUCGACGCAGUUUUGGGGAACACCAGUGGAGCUAGUCGACGACGAGAACACUGAAGACGAGACGGACACCGCCAACCGGAACUACCUGCACGACCUGGACUACCACACCGGCCCGCGCAACCGCAACCUGCCGUACUACCUGAACGACCUGGGUCUGGACUACCACACCGACCAGAACCUGUACAACCCGCUGAACUACCUCCUCCACCUGAACCAGUACCUGGACGACCUCGACCAGCUGAACCACUACACCAACCGGGACUACCUGUACAACCAGGGCAACCAGACCGGCCUGCACCGGGGCAACCACAGCCUGCUGUACCACCUCCUCUACCUCCAGCACCUCAAGGAGAACCAGACGCAGACCACCGGCCUCCUGGACUACCUCAAGGAGAACCAGACUCAGACCACCGGCCUCCUGGACUACCUGACCCACGCGACCUACCAGCACCGCCUGCACUACCACAACGACCUGAACGACCUGAACUACCAGCUGACCCAGUGGACGUCGCCUACAAGGGCGGCACGAGGGGCACCCGCCCUACCAGAGAAGCCAGCGGAAGACGAGGGGGCACACCGGGAAGGAGAACCUGCCCAGGAGGACCAACAGUACAGCGACGACACGAGGCGCCCGGAGCUUACACCAACGGAGCCGGAAGCCACGUGGGACGAGAACGCGGACACAGUCCCAUGGCAAGUCGAGCUGGGGGAACCACUCCGAGAAGAAGAACAACUGAGGGGCACCAGCCCGCAGACUUCUGAGAGCCAGGCCGGCACCGGCGAUGUCGUCGAGGCUGUGAGGCACAUCCGAACGCUGCACAAGGAGAUGCGCAUGGUGCAGAUGAUGGACGAGGCCAGCGGGUUUUCAGAACAAAGUUUACAGGUCUCCAGUUAUCUAGGGCUUAGGGUUGUGGCACUUUCUUAA